Messenger RNA from Onychostoma macrolepis, 1509 nucleotides. RefSeq names its product sialoadhesin. Bases 17 to 1234 code for a protein of 405 amino acids. The record is from RefSeq and is a predicted model, not a curated record. Lineage: Eukaryota; Metazoa; Chordata; Actinopteri; Cypriniformes; Cyprinidae. The transcript has 9 exons.
GGAAGACUACAGUAUCAUGGUGUGUCCAGCUCUACUGCUUCAAUCCUUCAUCUGGAUCUCUCUCGUGGCAAAAGGUGUGCAGUAUAACGUGACUCAUGUCGUCAGCAGAAUGUGUGUGGUUCGACAGUCGACAGUGCUCAUACCCUGCAAACACACUUCUCAAUACGAGCAGGUGAGCGCAGCCGAAUGGCUCUAUGAGAAACCGUCGGGGCAGAAGGUCAGGGUUUCUCAGGACCCUGCGUUUGUAGGCCGUGUGGAGUUUGUGCAGCCUGCCGCGGGAAACUGCUCGCUGCUGCUCAGGGACGUGAGACAGAGUGACGCCGGCAUCUUCCGGUUUGUGCUCAGCACUGCUUCCGGGCCAAACUGGACAAACGAUCAGGGAAUCCAGCUAGAAGUAACAGAUGCGGAGCUGCAGGUAAAGACUGAGUCUGAUGUUGUGAUGGAGGGAGACUUGAUCAUGUUUGUCUGUGGUUCAUGCAUCCCCUCCAUGACUGUACCAACCUACAUUUGGAGGAAAGAUGGGCAUCUGCGCAGUCAACACCAUGGGGACAACAUACUUGUUUUGGAGUCUGUCCAGCUGGAGGACGGAGGGCAAUAUUCCUGCACUAUAAGCGGUCAUGAGCGACUCAACUCCACAUCUGCUGAAAUCACUGUUAGACCAGGAUAUCCUCCAAAGAGCGUCUCGGUGUCCAUCAGUGCGUCUGGUGAAAUAGUGGAGGGAGAUUCAGUAACUCUGAGCUGCAGCAGUGACUCAAACCCUCCUGCUCUGAUCUUCAGCUGGUUUAAGGAGAAUCAAACCUCAGCUGUUGGAUCUGGACAGAGUUUCAUCAUCUCCAGCUUUAACUCCAGUCACAGUGGACGCUACUAUUGUGAGGCUCAGAAUCAACAUGGAUCUCAGAGAUCAGCGUCUGUUUCAGUCUCUGUUAAAGAAAGCAGCUCAUCUCUGAUCAGGGUCACAGUGGGAAUCACUGCAGCAGUUGUCUUGACGUCUGUGAUUCUGCUGGUUUUCAUCGGGCUGUUGAUCAGAAGGAAACGAGCGACUCCAUCAGAAGAGCAAAAGCACGGAGGAUCAGGACACAAUAAGACGCUGGAGUCUCCUGAGGACGCCUACAUGAGCCUUGAGCCCAAGUCCAGAUGUUCUGAAUACGACACACUGGAUAACAUGAAGAGAUCCUGUGAAAACACAGACGACCCUGAAGCUCAGGAUCCUACAUAUCAAGACAUUGAUAACUGAUUAAUUCAUUAUAUGACUUUUUUAUUAUUUAUUUUCUCCUAUGAGAUUCACUUAUAACAUUAGUAAGAUUUCCACUCUCUUUCCUUUGCUUAGAAUUAAACAGGUUGCUUUUUGCAUUUUAGUGCUUUUAAUAAAUAUGCUUUUGUAGUUUCUGACUUGUUAUAUAAUAAAAUGUGCUUCAUCCACUUCUUUACCAGCUGUAUCUGCUAAACAUAUUUGCACAAAAGGAAAACAUGCCAAUGAUGAAAGUACAUUGAGCACAUUGUAAAAUAAAA